CGAGUCUCCGCUCGGUGCGCUGCCGAGGAGUCGCUUGGGCGGACGAAGCAGACCGCGCACGCCGAGGACACUGCCAUUACUUUAAAAUAUGAAUGUAUAUUAGUUUUUUUUUCUUCUGUGUUGUGAUUUAUGGAAGCGUCCGGUUUUAUUCCGCCUUUGAAUCCGCUGUUUUAGUCCGGAUUAAAGCCCGCGCUGUUGGCCAGAAGAGUCGACCUACACUUUUGAUUCAUGGGCUCAGCGCGGACUUGGGGUUGAAAACGUCUCCGUCAAGCGGCUGACACGGAAUUGACUUCAUUCAUUUAACAUCCAGAUUUCGGGCCGUGAAGCUGCCUCUGGACAGUAUGGGCGCCCUGAAGAUCGUGCUGUUGAUCUUUGAGGCCGUUUUACUCACUGACUGCGCGAGAGGACCUCCGAGGGUGUCUGAAAAGGUCGCUCACAGACAGAUGGCCCGGCUCGGGAGCGCCAUCAAGCUGCCGUGUCCAGUGGACGGGGACCCUCCCCCCCUCAUCAUGUGGACCAAAGACGGGCGCAACAUCCACAGCGGCUGGAUCCGUUUCCGUAUCCUCCGCAUGGGCCUGAAGAUCAAGGAGGUGGAGGCGGAUGACACGGGGACCUACAUCUGCAAAGCCACCAACGGCUUCGGCAGCGUCAACAUCAACUUCACCCUCAUUGUCAUCGAUGACUCGGGUGCUGAUAAAACUGGAGCCGGGGCGGCGGAUGGAGCGGAGUCCGACUCGACCACCGUUGGCUCGUCGGAUAUAUUCGUGCGCCCGCGCUUCACCCAGCCGGCCAAGAUGAGAAAACGGGUGAUAGCUCGGCCCGUCGGCAGCUCGGUGCGGCUCAAAUGCACGGCCGGCGGGAACCCUCGGCCGGACAUCGUCUGGCUGAAGGACGACAGGCCGCUGACGGAGAAGGAGGUCGGCGAGGGCCGUCAGAAGAAGUGGACCCUGAGCCUGAAGGGCCUGACGCCAGAGCACAGCGGCAGAUACACCUGCAAAGUCUCUAAUCGCGCCGGGGAAAUCAACGCGACGUAUAAAGUUGAGGUCAUACAGAGGACAAACUCCAGACCCGUCCUGACCGGCACUCACCCGGUCAACACGACGGUGGACUACGGGGGCACCACGUCGUUUCAGUGCAAAGUGCGGAGCGACGUUAAGCCCGUCAUUCAGUGGCUGAAGCGCGUGGAGCCUGAAGAGGAGAGCCGCUACAACUCCACCAUCGAGGUGGGAGACCACCGCUUCAUGGUGCUGCCCAUGGGGGAGGUGUGGUCGCGGCCCGACGGCUCCUACCUCAACAAGCUGCUCAUCACGCGCGCCAAGGAGGACGACGGCGGCAUGUACAUCUGCCUGGGCGCCAACACCAUGGGCUACAGCUUCCGCAGCGCCUUCCUCACCGUGCUGCCAGACACAAAGCCUCCCAUGACGCCCGUGUUCUCGCCGACCUCCAGCGCCCUCCCCUGGCCCGUCAUCAUCGGCAUCCCUGCUGGAAUAGUGUUCAUCUUUGGCACGGUGCUGUUGUGGUUUUGCCAGAGCAGAAAGCACUGCCCCCCUCCCGGUGCUCCGGGGGCGGCUGCCGCCCAGGUACUGCAGAGCUCCCACCGGCUGCCGUAUCGAGAGCGGGACAAGGGUGUCGCGGCGGCGGCGGCGUCCUCCAGCUCAUCCAGCCCGGACAGAGACUGCAUGAGCUCCUUGAACUAUGAGGAGUACCUGGCACAGCAGCACCACCACCUCCUCACGCAGGGAGGGCCGACCAUCCCCCCUAAAAUCUACCCCAAAAUCUACAGUGACAUUCACACGCACACCCACUCCCACGUGGACGGGAAAGUACAUCAGCAUCAACACAUUCAUUUUCAGUGUUAGUCCCAGUAUCCCCCUACGAACUCGUCCAGUAUCCCAGAGGGACAAUGAGCUCUGGACUCAGGAGCAUCCCAUGAACAUCAUUCCCCCGGCUCUCCGUAAAGAUUGUUUGGAGAGUGUGCAUGAAGAAAAACGGCCAGUGAUACACACCUUGUUUUUAACAGCCAAACUUCCAUAAUCGGUGCUUCUUUUUUUUUUUUGUCAGAUUCUCACACCACUAAAAUACAUUCAUCCUUGUUGUGCACUUAAUACGAAAAAAGAGAAGGACAUUGUUGUGUUUAAUCAAAGCUAUUCAAGCUGAAAGGUUUAUUUUUCCCCACUUGAGGUGCAGCUGAAAAUGGAGGGGGAGGUUUUACCUUUCACUUAUUCAGCUGUCGGAGCGCAGGGGCUCCGUAUGUUCUGCCCGGUAAUGAGGACAAAAAUGGUCCACAAGAUUUACAAAAGGGCAGCUUUGGUGCCCUACUCAGGUUGUCUUUGUUGAAGAUGCAUAAUGUUUGGAACGCUGACCACUAUCCUUUUCCUGUCUCCAUCCCUCACCGUUGUUCUCUGGUGUAAGAGUAGACCAGUGGGUUAUUACAGCUCUUUUAGUGGCAUGGAAACCUUGCCUGAGAAUCUAAAAGGGAUGGAAUUGCAUUUCCAUGUUAACUGAAUUGGUCUUUUUCAUCAUUUUAACUUCAUGCAGGCAAUAGCAUGUUGAGGACGCCACCUUAUCCAACCAGUUUAUAAAGCUGUAGUCAUUUAUAAUCAAAUUGAUUCUUGGAUAUUUAAUUUAUUUUGCUAAAAGUAUGUAUCAAAAUGUUAUUUUUCAGAGGAGUUUUACACAUCUAUGUAAUGGUAUUAAAGUAUACUGUUGUGAUUAGUA
Gasterosteus aculeatus aculeatus (three-spined stickleback) is the source of this 2718-nucleotide messenger RNA. RefSeq names its product fibroblast growth factor receptor-like 1. The record is from RefSeq and is a predicted model, not a curated record. Gene Ontology annotation, cellular component: plasma membrane. Gene Ontology annotation, molecular function: fibroblast growth factor binding; fibroblast growth factor receptor activity. Lineage: Eukaryota; Metazoa; Chordata; Actinopteri; Perciformes; Gasterosteidae.